AUGCCAUUUGAGUACUGCGAGUUCUCCGGCGCUGCCUGUUCAAAGCAAGGGGAUGCGAAAGCAGAAGACCCAAAUACCCAGGCGUCUGCAUUGCAGCAGAAGGAACAUGAAGAGCAGCUCUCAAAUGAAUUAGAAGAGAAAGCCGCAAUAAGCGAUGCAAAAAGAGGCGCCGGGAAGAAGGAUGGUGCGAAGCCGAAAGUCGUGACUGUUCAGAAACAAACGAAGAGAAGAGGCAAAUGUGCAACCAACAUCUGGGGCCUUGAGCACUUCGGUGCGUUCACUAUCAUUCCCAGUAGAGAAGCAGCGAAAUAUGUUUCAUCGAUUGCAGAGGAAUAUGAAGAGGAAAUUAUAUUUCUUAGAUUACAAAUGAAAAGGAAAACAUUCUAA
Eimeria mitis is the source of this 387-nucleotide messenger RNA. RefSeq lists its product as uncharacterized. The record is from RefSeq and is a predicted model, not a curated record. Lineage: Eukaryota; Apicomplexa; Conoidasida; Eucoccidiorida; Eimeriidae. The coding region runs from base 1 to 387 and encodes 128 amino acids. The transcript has 2 exons.